Melanotaenia boesemani (Boeseman's rainbowfish) is the source of this 4901-nucleotide messenger RNA. RefSeq names its product failed axon connections homolog, metaxin like GST domain containing a (gene faxca). The transcript is spliced from 6 exons. The coding region runs from base 218 to 1450 and encodes 410 amino acids. Lineage: Eukaryota; Metazoa; Chordata; Actinopteri; Atheriniformes; Melanotaeniidae. The record is from RefSeq and is a predicted model, not a curated record. Gene Ontology annotation, cellular component: cytoplasm.
UGUAACCGUAGAAGAGGGGUCAAAUCGGUGAGCUCCGAACGGGCUUCAGAUGAUGCCCACCCCGCUUCGGGGAGAAGCCUCGGGCGGGAUGCCUGUGCCCCCUCGGUUGUUUCUGAUCCAGUUCACCUUCGCCUGCCUCCGUGGGCACCCAUGAAGCCCCCGCUGAUGAAGGCCCGAGCUGCCAAAGUGAGGCGGAAAGUGGCCGGGGACACUGAGCAUGUACUGGCGCGUCGGGUUCGCUUGGACGGGGUCGUGUGUGGUUGAUCUUGGCCAAAACCAGAGCUUCUCCUCCGGCCUGUUGGGCUCCGAUGAGCAGCUCUCGUUUUAUGGAUACAUCAUCGCCUACCCUCUGCAGGACUACGGCGGGAUAAUGUCAGCUUUGGGCUCAGACUCGUGGUGGCGGAAAACGCUGUAUUUGACUGGAGGAGCUCUGCUGGCUGCCGCUGCUUAUCUGCUGCACGAACUGCUGGCAAUCAGGAAGGAGGAGGAGCUGGACUCUAAAGAUGCCAUCAUACUCCAUCAGUUCUCCAGGCCCAACUCUGGUGCACCAUCCCUGUCUCCUUUCUGCCUUAAGCUGGAGACCUACCUCCGUAUGGUUGACCUGCCCUACCAGAACUACUUUGAUGGGAGGCUUUCUCCACAGGGAAAGAUGCCAUGGAUUGAGUAUAACCAGGAGCAUGUGUUUGGCACUGAAUUCAUCAUUGACUUCUUGGAAGAGAGGCUGGGCGUAAGCCUCAAUAAGAGUCUAACACCUCAGGAGAGAGCCAUGUCUCGUGCCAUCACAAAAAUGGUUGAGGAGCACUUCUACUGGACCAUAGCUUACUGUCAGUGGGUGGACAACUUGGAGGAGACCCAGAAGAUGCUGUCGGUGAGCGGACCACUGAGCGACCUGCUCAAGUGGAUCUUGAGUCACCUGACCGGUGGAAUCGUUAAGCGGGAGAUGUAUGGCCACGGGAUUGGACGGUUUUCUACCGAGGAGGUUUACGCCUUGAUGGAGAAAGACAUGCGUACACUGGCCACCUUGCUAGGUGAUAAGAAGUACCUUAUGGGCUCUAAGCUUUCAACAGUAGAUGCUGCAGUGUUCAGUCAUCUGGCCCCAGCCAUGUGGAUGCUGCCUGGAUCACGGCCGGAGCAGCUAAUCAAAGGUGACCUGAUCAAUCUGGCAAUGUACUGUGAGCGCAUACGCCGCCGAUUCUGGCCUGAGUGGUUUGUAGACCUGGAAGACUUCCGCUACGACGACACCACAGAAGGCAGCGACUCACGUUCCAAACUUCCAGAUCUGGGCCUCUACUCCUGCACGGACACUUCCGAGGACACCACACACUCACACACUUCACAUACACACACGCCACAAGACCCACAGUCACCCAUCAGCGACCCUACAGGCCAUUCACUGUAUGACUCUGACAUGGACACUGAGUGCUCUGAAAUAGACCCGCCCAAGUGUUGACAAAACAUACACUUUUAGUAUACACACACCACAGGGGGGAGCUGCAUCCCACCUGUGCACAUGCCCUCCUACCUCUUUGAGCAGAAUAAAAAAAAGUUGGCGACUCUUUCUGCCGUUGCCUGCAUCAGCUGAGAUGUGGAGGACAUGAAACUGCAAACUCUAGUGAAGGAAUAAUUGCAGUAGAAGGGGAAAAAUGCAACACACUUAGGUCAACAGAGAAUACACUCAGAAGAAGAAUGAGAACAUAAAUGUUGCAGUGGAGAUUUAAAAAAAACUAGAGAGGAGUAAAUGAUGCUGUUACUGAGAAACUCCUCCACGAGGUUAACAUGAUCUGCAGUCACAACCUUUUUUCUUAUGUUGCAUAGUUGUAACCAUGGCAACUACAUGCUGUGUGCUCCCCCCGUGGUCCCUCGUAGCAAUUUGCGCCACCCAGCCUUGUGUGUGUUUUGGUCCGUUAAUGCCUUGUACUGAAAUUACAUCAAGACUUAAGGAGAUAUACAGGACUCAUGUGAAUGAAUACAAUUCAGUGUAAAUAUAUAAAGUAAUCAAAUUGAAUUCUCAUAUUUAUUAGAUAGAAUAUUUGAUUAUAUUGUGAAUAUAAAUUAUAUAUAUAUAAAGAAUCAUCCUAUUUAUGAUAUAGUGUAAAUACUGUUGUUUUUUCUUCUACAAAAUCCCUUCUGUGUUGGACACAAACUAUCUCCCAGAUCCCCACUCUGCUGGUCUAGGAUUAGCAAGAGGAGUCCUUGCAUCUGUUUACACUUCAGGGAUGCUACAGUAAUGCCUGCUGCCCAUAUUUAAGUAUUGCUGUAAAAUUUCUGAGUGAAUAAUGGAGCACUUUUCAGCUGUAGUUUGCCUCAUAUACACAACAAUUUGCCAACAAAUAAUUAGUAUCCUCACAUUAGAAUCAUAUACACACAUCACACUCACAACAUACAUCCCAUAUGAAUAUAUGUUUUACAUGCAAUUAGAGCAAGUCAAACAAUCUUUUUAAAAACAGAAUAAAUUCAUGUAUUAAGAAUUACAGUGCAUGGCUGGUAUGUGCCAAUAAAUUCUCCCUUUAUACUUUUUAUACUUCAUGAAGACAAAUUUAUCUACAUUUCUUAGCUGGCCUGCUCAAGUUUGAUGUUGUGAUGCAGAUUUUUCUUUUCUUUUCUUUGUCAGUGCCUCUGGCCAAAUCAACCAUAAGAAAAUGUAGCUGAUGGAUUUUUUUUUUGUUGUUUGUGUUCUGGUCUGUUUUAAACUGAUGCUUUCUCUAGAAAACAUUGUGUAAAGCAAUAAGAGGGCAGACACUCUGUUUACCUCUACUUUAUGCUUAAGUGGACUGUGCAGGAUUUUGAGGGGUGUGACGGCAUGGUGCAGGCUUUAUGUGUGUUUGUCAUUCAGCAAAUGCUCAUACAGCACCAUUGUGGUGUGUUAAGGCUGCUUAAGAUGUGAGCAAAUAGUACAGCUAUCCAAGAUGCAUGUGGAGUCAACGUCUGUGUAUAAAUGAUGACAUAUUAGUGAAGCUUUUUUCCCUAAUGCGCACACCUACACACAUAUAAAGUAUCAACAGUGCUCACUGUUGUUCAGUAAGAUUUUUUAAGAAAAAAUAAAACAAAACAAAUACAUCCAGCUAUGAUAGCAUGGUGGUACUGCUUAUGUUGCCUUUUAGCAAGUGUCUAGUUUCAAUAGAAAUCGGAUUAGCUAUAUUAAGGGAAUCUUCACAGAAAAAGACUCAUCGAUCACCCAGGCAAAAACACUUGAUGGUAUUUGUUUUAAAAAAAAUCUGAAGAGGGGAGACAGAGAUCCAAAGAUCCACUGGAUUAGGUGCUUUAAAAAUAUUUUACAGAAACUCAUGUGCUGAUCCAUUGAUUCCUUUUCUAAGUUUACUGUCAUUUAAUUCUACAUCUCUAUGCAGUGGCUGUUUAUACAGUUGAUGCUGCUGUAUACCAUUAAAACAUGAUGAAGAAGGGAAGUAAAGCACUGUAAACCAUUUAAAGAUGCUUUAGAGUUGUUGGAUUAUUUUCAUUAUUUGAAAUCCAGGUAUCAAUCUUAAUGGAGAAAUAUUUAUGGGGCGUGUCUGAAUUUUACAGGAAGGACAGCUCCAAGCAACCGAGACGAAUUUUACAGGAUCAAAAGCAUUUUUUGAUAGAAUCAGGAUUGAAAAUACUAAUAUUUCCACACAAAUCUAUCUUCAUUUGAUUGAUCGAAUAUCCUUUAAUUAAACAUUUCCCUGUAGAUGUGUGAAGCAUUGUUCCCAGUAGUCUCACAUGGGUUUCCUCUUUGGAAGAAUGAGCAUGAAUAGUUAGCAAUAAGAAACAGACUUCAUUAACAGAAUUUAAUGAGCAGUUCUGAGAUUUUAAGAAAUUUUCAAUUAUAUAAUUUUAGAUAGAAAUAUUGGGCUUAAAGCAAAACACUUAGGAGAAAGACAUCAGAGAAGUGUGUUUAUGUGUGUGUGAGAUGUUGCUGCUGAAUUUCAGUAAAAUAACCCACGAUAAAACUGAACAUUUUAAUGGAAAAUGUUUGUUUUUGUGUCUUAAAAUUGCCCUAACCCUGCCUGCAUGCUAUUGCCUUCUCUUGACAGUGGUCAGAUUUAGUCUUAUGGAAACUGAAGCUAAACUGUUUACCUUUUACCAGUGCCAGCCAGUUUUUGUUUUUAUAUGUUAAAGGUAUGUAUUGAUAUUAAUUUCAAUGUGAUUGCUUAAUAUUGUUCAUUAUUUUGUAUUUUUACUCUUUAUGUUUACAUGUGUUUUGUUCAAUGGAGGAAAAUUGUUCCAAAACCAGUUUAUUGAUUUGAGUGUAAGUGAGAGUCCUGCUGACAUCUAACACUAAGCAAACUGCAUACUUUCAUGCUGUCACUUAUUUCAUUGCUACAUGUGCAUCCUCCUUUUCAGAUAACUCUUGUUAAGCAUUCAAAUUCAUCAUGAAGGAGUAUCAUUUCUGCUGCUGUUAUAAAUCUAAAAAAAAGUUGAAAAUUUACUCUGAGUUUCCUGUUCUGCUGAAGCCACAACAUUGACUUACUGCUUGAUCUCAGGUCAGCAGGGUGAGGUGGGCCAACCUGCUGAUUAUCAGUCUCUUCAUCUUUUUGUUUUCACUACAGUUCACCCGUUGUGGGACAAAACUGCAGAAGUCCUUCCUGAUCUGUGUCUGUGUCCAGCUCCAUUUGUCUCUGCACUCCUCAGCAUUUAAAGGUCAGGGGCCGAGGUUUGACCCUACCAUUCAAGCUGCUUUCUCAUCAUAAUUCCUGCUUAUUGCAUUGCCUCUUGAUGUUGUGUGUGCUGAAAUACUUGUGGAAUCUCAUCAGUCUGUAAAUAAAUAAAACCACAAAACACUUAAUUAAUAUACCAACAUGACCUAAAAGAAAUGCUCUGUAAGGUUAAAAAAAUUCUUAUGAAUGUGUCAUAACUAGGGAUGAAAAGCUGUAUGAAAAUGGAUUCAUUAUAGUAUUUCAUUAAAUAUAGCUGUGAUAUUU